CCAUCAUCCAUCACCUUCAUCCCUGUCCCCGCCCGGUCAUGUUAGCCUUCGUCGACUCUGGCUAAAUCCCCCGGGUUCUCGUUCCCUGAAUGUACGCCCCGCUUUCCGCCUUCUACUAGACCACCACUAGUAUGGCUGCUCAGUCGAAGCUCCUCCCGCCCGAGCGGUCUAUACGGCACCUCUUCUCCCGCCUAGCCAGCACCUACCUCCGUCACCGCAAGCAGAUCUCCCGCACCGUCUACCUGGCUCUCUUCGCGGCCUUGGCCAAACGCAUACAUAAUGCCAUCUCCGAGCAAAAGGCCGCCUCCCAUCACCAGGAGCAACUGCGGAGGCGCCCCGGCACCAGCAGCAUCGGAGAAGGAGGCGACCGACCGCGCAAGAAGGUCGAGGUCAACCGGGAAUUCUUCCGGAACUUGCUUCGUCUGCUGCGGAUCGUGAUCCCUGGUUGGCGGAGCAAGGAGCUACGGCUGCUCUUCGGGCACAGCGUCUUCCUGGUGCUGCGCACGCUGCUGAGUCUGUAUGUGGCUGAACUGGAUGGACGACUGGUCAGUAAUCUGGUUAGGGGGAAAGGGAAGGAUUUCUUAUUGGGGCUGGUGUGGUGGAUGAUUGUCGCGGUUCCUGCGACGUUUACAAACUCUAUGCUUUCCUAUCACCAGUGCAAACUUGCUCUCAGUUACCGCAAGCGUCUCACGGACUAUAUUCAUGACAAGUACCUUUCGAACAUGACGUUCUAUGCCAUCUCGGCUCUGGACGACCGGGUCAAGAACCCCGACCAGCUCAUCACGGUCGAUGUCUCUCGGUUCUCUGACAGCUUGGCUGAGCUAUACUCGAACCUGGCUAAGCCGAUCCUGGAUAUGGCCAUCUAUAACUACUCUCUUUCGAAGAGCGUAGGUGGUGAAGGACUGUUCAUCAUGAGUCUCCUAGUGCAGCUGUCUGCGAAUGUCAUGCGGGCAUUGACACCCCCGUUCGGCAAAUACGUUGCGGACGAAGCCCGUCUGGAAGGAGAGUUCCGGUUCCUUCACUCGCGGCUACUCGAUUACAGCGAGGAGGUAGCUCUGUAUCACGGCCACGAGGCAGAGAAAGAUACCCUGGACAAGGGCUACUUCACCCUCAUCAAGCAUGUGAAUCGCAUCCUCCGGAGACGUCUGUAUCAUGGGUUCAUGGAGGACUUCGUGAUCAAGUACUUCUGGGGUGCCUUGGGCUUGAUCCUGUGCAGCAUUCCUGUCUUCUUCAAGAUCCCCGGUCAAGUCACUCAAACGAUGGGCGACCGUACCGAAAGCUUCGUCACUAACCGCAGAAUGCUACUCUCCUCAUCUGACGCGUUCGGUCGCUUGAUGUUCUCCUACAAGGAAAUCUCCGAACUCGCCGGCCACACAGCCCGUGUCUCCUCACUCCUAGAAGUCAUGGACGACCUUCUGGCCGGCCGCUUCGAGAAGAAACUGGUAUCCUCCGCGUCCACCGACGAAAAUGCCGCCAUUCUAUCCGGCCGCGGAGCCGUCGAGGAAAGCGACUCCAUCGAAUUUACCGACGUACCCAUCGUCUCACCCAACGGCGACGUCCUCGUCCGCAAACUCUCCUUCACCGUCCACCCCGGCGACCACCUCCUGAUCGUCGGACCCAACGGCUGCGGUAAAUCCUCCCUCUUCCGCAUCCUCGGCGGCCUGUGGCCCGUCUACGGUGGUCGCGUCAAGAAACCCCGCUUCGAUGACAUCUUCUACAUCCCCCAGCGCCCGUAUCUCUCCCGGGGCACCCUCCGCCAGCAGGUCAUCUACCCAGACGGCGUCCGCGAAAUGCGCGCCAAGGGCAUCACCGACGACGAUCUCUACGAGAUCCUCUCCGUGGUCGAGAUCGCCUCCGUCGUCGACCGUCCGGGAGGCUGGGACGCCGAGGAAGAAUGGCGCGAUGUACUCUCCGGCGGCCUGCAGCAGCGGAUCGCCAUGGCGAGGCUAUUUUACCACCGACCCAAAUUUGCCAUUCUGGACGAAUGCACCUCCUCCGUCACCCUGGAAAUCGAACGCGUCAUGUACGAGACCGCUAAAGAACUGGGCACCACGCUGAUGACCGUGUCUCAUCGACGGAGUCUCUGGAAAUACCAUAAGAAGAUCCUCCAGUUCGACGGACAAGGAAGUUAUGUCUUCACGGGGUUGGAUUGGGAAAGGAGACUCAAGCUGGAAGAUGAAAAAGAAGAGCUGGACCUCCAUCUCCGAACUGUCCCGGAACUGCAGAAGCGCAUGGCCGAAUUGAGCGCUUAGUACCUACGGAGCAGGCAUGGAUACUUACUCACAUACACACAUACAUAUACAUACAUACAUCCUACUAUGAUGGUAUAUCUACUUAUCCGAGCUGUUGUGCUAUCGGAUAUAAAGCGUAGUAUUUACGAUUGUGUUCUUGCGUCUUGAGUUGGAUUUGGCAGUCAGUUGCCAGGCUGUUUGUUGUUCGCUGUUCUUGAUUGUUGAUUGUUACUUGUAUAGGGAGGGGAGGGAUAGGGCAGGCUUGGUCCCGUACGAUAUGAUAUGACAUGGUCAGAAUCAAUUGUUGCGUUGUAUAGCUG
Molecule: messenger RNA, 2551 nt
Organism: Aspergillus heteromorphus CBS 117.55
Lineage: Eukaryota; Fungi; Ascomycota; Eurotiomycetes; Eurotiales; Aspergillaceae
Product: ATP-binding cassette long-chain fatty acid transporter PXA2
Exons: 4
Coding region: 132-2252 (706 amino acids)
Biological process (GO): fatty acid beta-oxidation; peroxisome organization; very long-chain fatty acid catabolic process
Cellular component (GO): peroxisomal membrane
Molecular function (GO): ATP binding; ABC-type transporter activity; ATP hydrolysis activity
Source: RefSeq, a predicted model, not a curated record